GAACGCAGUAAACAUGUCGGCAGUUGUUAUGUGCAGCUUUUCGCCGAAGUGUUCCUAAAUAAGCUUAGUGUGUGAGUUCCAGUUGUUCUACAUUCUGAUGGGACUGUUUGCCGUUUAUCAUAUUGAAAUUACAGGCAAGAAAAUUUGCAGUUGUGUGCAAUGAGUAGUCACCACCACUUGGGGCCCAAUGCCCCAACUGGAGAGAUCGAACACAUGAACUUCUUAUCCGAGCAUAUCGGGGCCUUGUACCUGAAUGAUGAGUACAGCGACGUUGUCCUCUCUGUUGAUGGGCACAAGUUCCACGGGCAUAAAGUUAUUCUUGCAGCGAGAAGUGAUUACUUCAGAGCUAUGCUUUUUGGUGGACUUCGAGAAUCACAGCAAUCAGAAAUUGAGCUUAAGGGAACCUCAUUAAGUGCUUUUAAGAGCCUCCUCAAGUACAUCUACACUGGUCAUAUGUCCCUGGCAAACCAAAAGGAAGAUGUGGUGUUGGACAUUCUAGGCCUAGCCCACCAGUACGGUUUUGUGGACCUGGAGGCGAGUAUUUCAGACUACUUGAGGGAGGCCUUGCAGGUGCGGAACGCCUGCAUUGUGUUUGAUGCUGCGCGGCUUUACGGUCUCACCCAUCUGCAAGCGGUAUGUGCCGCCUACAUGGAGAGGCAUGCUGCCGAGAUGCUCAGGCACCAGACUUUCUUGCAGCUGUCACCGGAAGCCCUCACAGAGCUGCUGUCACGCGACUCCUUCUAUGCCCCCGAGGUUGACAUCUUCCGUGCUGUGUGCCAGUGGGCUGCAGCCAACCCUGAGUGUUGUGAGCGGGCAUUGGGGGAAGUGGUGUCAACAGUGCGGCUGCCCCUCAUGUCCCUCUCAGAGCUGCUCGGCGUUGUCAGGCCUGCCGGCCUGGUCUCCGCAGAUGCGAUCCUCGACGCCAUCCAGGCUCGGACCCAGGCCCGGAACUCGGAUCUCCAUUACAGGGGCAUGCUGUUGCCAGAGGAGAACAUGGCCCACCCACGGCACGGCACACAGGUUCUGCAGGGAGAGAUGAGGGCUGCACUGCUGGACGGUGACUCCAACAACUACGACAUGGAGCGCGGGUACACACGCCACGCCAUCUCAGAGUCUGCCAGUGACCACGGCAUUGUCAUAAAGCUGGGCACCCAGGCCCUCCUCAACAGCAUUCGCAUGCUUCUUUGGGACCGUGAUCUCAGGUCCUACUCAUACUACAUUGAAGUAUCCAUGGAUCAGCUGGACUGGGUCCGUGUAAUUGACCACACCCGCUACUACUGCCGCUCCUGGCAAUGGCUGUACUUCGAGCCGCGAGUGGUGCGAUACAUCAGGGUCGUGGGAACCAACAAUACUGUCAACAAGGUGUUCCACGUAGUGAGCUUUGAGGCAAUGUAUACCGCAUCCAUGCCACCACUUCUGGAUGGACUUGUUGCUCCAAAAGAGAAUGUGGCAACCAUAGAAAAGAGCGCAUCGGUAAUCGAAGGUGUGAGUCGGAGUCGCAAUGCCCUCCUGAACGGGGACACGAGGACAUAUGACUGGGACUCAGGCUACACCUGUCACCAGCUGGGCAGCGGUGCCAUAGUAGUCCAACUCGGUCAGCCCUACAUGAUUUCGUCUAUGAGGUUGUUGCUGUGGGACUGUGACAGCCGCAGCUACAGCUACUACGUGGAGGUGUCGGUGAACACUUGGGACUGGGAGGUGGUUGCCGACAAGACGAGAGAGGCAUGCAGGUCCUGGCAAACCCUUACCUUCAAGCCCCGGCCCGUCGUCUUCAUCCGCAUUGUUGGGACACACAACACUGCUAAUGAGGUAUUCCACUGUGUGCACCUGGAAUGCCCUGCGCAGAUUUCUGAAGACUCGCCUCCUCCCUCCACUGGCAACAGCUUGGGCCACAGCCCACCAUCCGCACCGAAGGUCCUGCCCACUCCACCGACUCCUGCUAGUGGCAGCACCAGUGGUGGCAACAGCAGUAAACUCCAGGCGCAGAGGCAGCAGGAUGACGACGACGAUCGGCAAGAGGAGCAGCGGCAGCAGCAGUGGGAGGACCGUGAGCAGCAGCAGCGCCAGCAGCAGCAACAGCAGCAGGAACUGGAAAAGGACCUGCAGCGCCUGCACGACAACCCCAGCCACCAGUGUCAGCAGAGAGGUUCGCGUGAGGAGCACGUUCGUCGCCGUCUCUGCUACCUGGCAGUGGGACCCGGUCCUUCUGCUGCACCUGCCUCGGAGAGCUUCCCUGCUGCCAGUCCGCCCCCACCCCCCUCGCUGUCACCAGCCGCGUCGUCCUCUCUGCCAGAUGUUGCUGAUGGCACGAGGGCUGAAGGGGAAGGAGAGGAAGUUGAAGAGGCGCGGCUGUCCCUAGAAGGUGGUGGAUCGCCGUGAUCUCCCCCUCCACCUUCCUGCUGCAGCUACUGUGGUGCCCUUGUGUUCCUGUGGGCGCCCUCGUAGCCCACCGGCGGGGAGUUCAUCCGAGUCAUUAUCCUGCGUGUUUGUGAUGUCACAUCACCUAACUGCUGCACAAAUAGUGUUUUGCCUGAGUUAUGUUUGUGUCAUGCUGUUGUGUGUACUUUCUGUUGCCUUUUGAUAAUUGUUUUCAUUCCACAAUCCUUUUUUUGCUCUGCUACUUGGAAAAGAUUGUUGACAUGUUAAAGAUGUUAUUUUGCAAGUACACCUUACUGAACAUAUAUUUCACAUUGUACUUAAUCAUCCAAGCAUAUGCAUAUGGUCUCUCUCUCUCUCUCUCUCUCUCUCUCUCUCUCUCUCUCUCUCUCUCUCUAGUAAAGUUGAGGAAAGACUGCAUUUUACUGGUGCCUCAGAUACACCUCUUGUAUUUAUUACUUCCUGUAAAAUUUUGAGACAGAAAUGCUGUCCUGUUACGCACAUUCAGGGGGUGAAAAACCAGUACUGCUAACAGGCACAUGUAAAAAUAUGCAACACUAACCCAGUUUUCAGAACUAAUAGUUGAUUCCUUUGUGAGGAGAGAGCGUAGUUCAAGGAAUGCUAAAAAGGAAGGGCAGAUAUCUCAGACUCCAAAAUGACAGGGGUGCACUUGUGUUGAGGACAUCUCCUGUAUUUCCUGUUUUGCUUUUCAUCUUCAUUCUCUCUCUCCUCUUUCUCUUUUCUUUCUGUGCGCGUGCGCGCGCGCCCACACACACACACACACACACACACACACACACACACACCGAAAUAUAUGUCACAAAUCGAAACAUACUGUGUUCCAAUUUAUCAAAAGAUGUUUUAAUGUUAGUGACUGGAAUGUAAUGAGAAACGGCACUUGCACAUCCUGCAGUGCUCAAUGGUUAAGACACUGAACUUUCAUUCAGGGCACUAGUAGUUCAACUUCGGACUUUGAGGUUUCACUAAAGCAAAUGGCUACUUCGAUAAAAAGUCAGGCCUCAAGAAGACAGUUAAGUGAAGAAAAUUUAAGAGGAGCAAUGAGAAGAGCUUGUCAAUCAUAGUGUUAGGUAAACAAGUAAAAAGUAAAUUACCAAAAUAAAAAUUAAACUGCAAUAAAGAAAAAGUGGGUAGAUUGAUUUCAUCUGGUCACAGGUGGUGAUGCCUUUGUGCAAUAAUUACGGUACAUUGAAGAGAGAGUGUGUGGGAUUGUCUUAGUACUGUUCAGUAAUUGUGACUGUCUUGAGAAGAAACAGAGAAAAGGCAAUCAUAGAAAUGAUUGAAUCUUGUGUACCUGGGAUUUAUGAGCUGAGUAAUGAGCAAACAUGAGAAACAAAACAGAGACCAAAAUCAUUAUUAUUUUUCCUUUCUUUUUCUUCCUUCAACUCUCCAUCUAAAUGUGUAUGGAAAUUUUCUAUUUCAUUGUCUGCUUUGCGUUUGCUUCUAUUUUAUCCUUCUAAGCCAGUAUCUGUGGCUGUCUUCACUGUACACACAAACAGCAUCAGCAAAUGGCUGCUAUUGAUAGAAAGUGCCCAUUUCAUACCCUUCUUUUGAUAACAGCUAUGGAGUGGAUUUGAUGAAGUUAAAGUAUGCAUAUUUAUUUAUAUUGCUAAUAUUUUAUUCAUUAACAUAUAAAUUGCAACCCACUUUUACCAGAAUAAUGAAAUACAGAGCUAACUUUUAAAUUGUUGAUAAUGAAGAUGAUAGAAAAUGUUACCUUCUCUUCAGAAAAGCUGUGUUGAGCCCUGUGACUUGACAUUUCUGGCUUUUCCAUGAUGUUGGCCAUUGAUAGAUCACCUUGUUUGUUGCCAGUUUUUCCUCCUGCUUUGCUGUAACUUUCCAUCAUUGAUCUCUUGCAAAAUAAAUAUGAACCUUAGCUAUUGGUAGUUUUGUCUUGUGAUAUGUGGAUAAAGCAGCCUCUGUGACUUUAAUAUUUAGUUGGGGUUUUUGUCCAUUAGAUGAAGAUUGUGUCUACUGAGUGUGUUUGUACCAUUGGAGUGGAAAUUUUCCCACAUUCGUGGGUUUCCAUUUUGUUUAGAUUUUUACAUGACCGUUGGUUGUUCAUAUAUAUAUAUAUAAAUUUUGGAGAAGUUGUUGUUUAUUUAGAUUUUAAUUGCUUGUGAAUAGUUUUAACUUACUGCCAUUAGGGAGUUUCAUUGUUGGAAACAAGUACAAGUUUUAUAUUGUAUACCACCCGAGCAUGAAGAAGAUAUUUAAGCAAGUAUUGGAGAUUAUAAUUUAUUAAGAUACAAGGAUAUAUAAUUUUUGAGAAAAUAUAAAUUCAGUGCUCACAUAUAUAUACAUAUUGAAAAUAAGUAAAUGUAUAAAUUGGUAUUUAAAUUUUAAAAAGACGGUAAAUAAAAACUUGAUAAGAUAUAUUGAAUAAUUCGCAUUAAAAGAUAAAAAAAACAUUAGAUGUCACUUCUUUGUUUGUAAAUUGAUAGUGCUCCAUAAAAUAUGGUGCUUUUGGCUAUAAUAUAAAGUUACCACAAUGAAUAAGUUUAUUAAUUGACUAUGUACGUAAUACGAAAAAAAUAAAUUUUAAUGUUGUUACAUACAAAGAUAUAAGUAAAGUGCAUACAGUGCUCAAUAUUAGCUGUGCAGAUAUGCUAUUUGGUAGCUUUCUUGCCUGUGUAUUUGUAUGGUCGAACACAACAUGGAAAAAAAACAGUUUUCGUGUUUGUUGCAAUGUAGUGUAAUGUACUGUUCAUGAAUAGUCUGAGAGCCUCUCUUUUAAGAGCCUCAAGGUAAUUUAGUGUGGGAGUUGAAAUGUUGAGAUUCAUUGUAUAGAUCUUCUUAACUUUCUUGGUUGUCCUUUAUUUGCAAACAGUGUGGCAGAAUUUAAGUAUGAAGAACUUCCUUGUGUAACUUCACAAUGAAAUCAUAUUUAUUAUAUUGAGAAUCAUUUCCUCAUGUUUCCUUGUGCCUGUGGUCCGUCUGACUGUUGUGAAUCGUCAGUGAAUGCUUUGAGGUUUGUCUCCAUCCACUCUUUCACAGUUUGUGAAUACAUACUUAUUAAUAUACCUGUGAAAUGACUAGGAGAAUUGUCGGUAAUUGAUUAAAGUGUGAUUCACCUAGGAUAUGAAAUACACAGAAUUAAAAGAUUCUAGAAAGUUAAUGUAUGUUUUAUGUCACUGGGUGAUUUCUUCAAACUACAGGCAAUCAGUACCAUCCCAAAAAAACUUCCAGAGAUGUUAACCUUGUUAUUGAGGGAACACUUGGAAAAUGGCAAUGUCUUUCCUGCAGAUGAUGUGAUACGGGUAUAACUACAAAUAAAUUUUUUGGAAUAAAAUUUUUCUGUCUGU
Molecule: messenger RNA, 5699 nt
Organism: Schistocerca serialis cubense
Lineage: Eukaryota; Metazoa; Arthropoda; Insecta; Orthoptera; Acrididae
Gene: BTBD9
Product: BTB/POZ domain-containing protein 9
Exons: 10
Coding region: 160-2379 (739 amino acids)
Biological process (GO): circadian behavior; adult locomotory behavior; modulation of chemical synaptic transmission
Molecular function (GO): protein binding
Source: RefSeq, a predicted model, not a curated record